AGCUACACCGAGACAGAGCCUUAGUGUAACCACAGAGAGAAGGGCGACUCUUCUCCCUUCACCGGAUGUCCCUCCCCCUCUGCUUCCGUUCCGACCGGAGGUGACGAGUGGAUAAGGAGCGGGAGACCGGCGUAAUAAUGGCUAAGCGCCUAAUUUAUCCUCUGUAUCAGCUUGGAAAUCCUCAGCUAAGGGUUUUCCGGACAAAUUAUUUUGUAACGCUGGUGAGGCCUGGUGUUCCACAGCCAGAAGAUACUGUGCAGUUCCGCAUUCCAAUGGAAAUGACGAGAGUGGAAUUGAAAGAUUACCUUGAAAGCAUUUACAAUGUCCCUGUGGCUACUAUCAGGACCAGGAUACAACAUGGUUCUAUGCAUCGAAGGGACCACAGAAACUGUCGUAUAAAGAAGCCAGAUUACAAGGUUGCAUAUGUACAGCUGGCUGCAGGACAAACUUUUCAGUUUCCAGACUUGUUUCCAGAGCUAGAGAAAACCAUUGAGCCUGGCUCUCUUGAUGACACCAAGAAUAAAUUUAUGGAGGAUGAAAGACAGAAGCAGAAAGAGGACCCCAGGCGAGCAGGAGUUCCUAACUGGUUUGGACUUUGAUGGAAUCAACCUGCUGCUUUGCUUUAGGUAGUUUGAAGGGACUCUACCAGUAAUGGUCCUCAUCUUGCAGUGCCAUUGUACAUUAGUUCUUUUUUUCUUUUUCUUUUUAAGCCCUUUGAAAACAUUUUGCAGAUACGCAUUCAAUGCAACAGAAUUACGCAGAAGAGAAAUGAGAAUAAUCUAUACAUGGGAUAUCGGCAACCUUUUCAGAUUCAGCUUAUGAAGGUUCUGUUCCUUUUGCAUAUGGAAAUACUGGCUCCUAUGUCUAUCUGGAGAAAUGUGCUGCCCAGGCCACCCUAAGUAGGUUACUUGAAUGCCAUCAACUAUAGUGUUGAGAAAAAGUAUGUAUAAGAUCUGAGACAGCCAGCUUCUGUAAAGAUGAGGGCCACAUAUGAGAUGUGGUGAUCUGGCUACCUCUCUAGUUGGCAAGCAGGAACAUACCUUGGGUAUCUUGCUGCUUUUGGAAUGGCACUCUUGGAAAUGUGGGAAUGAAGCCCUCUCUUUCCCCAUUAAUUAUGUCCCGGCAUGGCUACACAAGAUCUGUUCUCACAGCUGAAGGAGGACUCUUACAUUUCCAAAUACAUAGGUAGACCAGCUGAUCCCAUUUGAAUAAAAGAUGUUGUUUUGCUGACCCUCUUUCCAUGCAGUUCGUGUGUUGAUUUUUUAAAUCUCUAGGAUGUCUGCAUAAUGCGCUCUUUCCUCUGGUAAAGAGUAACGGUGUAUUUUUCUGCUCUUUGCCCUGAUUUUUGUUCAGAGACAUCCUUCCCCUUCUGUUUGCACUUAGGCCUGAUUUCCAUUUUCCUCUUGUACUUUCAAAUUCACGUGUCAGUUUUCAAUCCAGGCAGCAGAACAUAAGCAGCCUUCUGUGUGGAAGCUUAUCUCUGUUGCUGUUUGAGGAAAUACUAGCUGAAAUGCAGUGGUCUGUGGUCGGAUUUCCCAGAGAUCUGUCCUGGUACUUAACCCACCAACAUGUUUCAACAAACAUGCACUUUUGUUCUUGCCACUUCUCUCUAAUUUAGGAAGCCUGCACCACCACUUAGUAUGCAACAAAACAAGGAAAAACAGGCUGGCCAAGGCAAACUAACAGAAUGGACAUCUUUCUGUGGUUCAGCUCCAGAGCUGCAUUGUACCCAACCAAAGACUGGUGCCACGUUGGUUUCCUCCCUGCAGUGGGCCUAAGCUCUAGUUACUCCUGUGAGUGGCACUUGCAGCCCAAACAGGCCUGGAGGAUGUGUUAAGGGUUAUACCCCCUUUACUGGCAGCUUUUGAGGCCAUGGUUCUCUUUAUAUUGAGCACAGGGAGAGCAACUGCCCCUCCUUAGACCACCAGUGACUUUCUCCAGUGGCUGUAGGUGUCACUUUUUGUGUAUGUGUUUUUAAGGUUGUGAAUCUCUUUGGGACAGGGAAGCAUUUUUGCAUACCUUUUGCUAUGUAGAAGGAAUACAGAAAUAAUAAAUAAAUAAAAUAAAAGUGUUGCCUUACUUUACAACCAGACUGUUUGGAGACCUGGGAGAUAUGCAGUGGGUUGGACUUACUUAAGCCUAUGGACAACCCAAUUUCUUUGGGAGUUUGCUUCUCUCCCUCUUUCCCCAUAGUGGCAUUCAGCCAUUCCUACAUCCUUUUCUCUCUCACCGCCAGUUUGUUAAUUAGAGGAGUAAUUCAUCCAACAUGUUUGGGUUUUUUUUUUUGUCAAAGUAGAAACAAAAACAAUCUAUUCUUUUUUUCAUUUAAUUUGUUCAGAUUUUUAAAAAUUAUUUAGUUUAGAUGUGAAGAGGUACAUCCUGGUUUGCGCAGCCUCUGAUAGGGCAUGUACUCCUAUGCAUUUCUUUCUCAUGCUUUUCUCCACUUCAAGACUUUAGGCAAGGGGGAAAUGAUGCAACUGCCUGCUUUGGCUUCAUGUUUACAUAAGAUAUGGUUUUUAAGGUUGUGAAUCUCUUUGGGACAGGGGAGCAUUUUUACACCUCAGCUGAAUAUGCUACCUGGAGGGGGAAUUCAGAUUGCAAGAUGAAGUGGUGGAGGGGCAGAUUCUGGAGAGGAAACAACCAAAAUUAAUCUUCACCUAGUUUCCUUCUGUGCUUAUAUCCAUGUAUUUCAUAUUGAGGAGUCCUGAUGACUGGGCUAGGGACCUGUUUGCAUGUAGUAUGUAUUGAAUGUCAGUGCCAAUUUGAUUCACUAUGUAAUACAAAUUUCUUGAAACUUUGAAACCCAUGUUGGGGCUUGAUACAUGGCUUAAUGUAGCUCAAGAAUAACUGCGCUUGUGCAGCUAUAAAGAUGUAGAUAAAAACGA
Molecule: messenger RNA, 2885 nt
Organism: Hemicordylus capensis (graceful crag lizard)
Lineage: Eukaryota; Metazoa; Chordata; Lepidosauria; Squamata; Cordylidae
Gene: MRPL23
Product: mitochondrial ribosomal protein L23
Exons: 5
Coding region: 138-599 (153 amino acids)
Biological process (GO): mitochondrial translation
Cellular component (GO): mitochondrial large ribosomal subunit; ribosome
Molecular function (GO): structural constituent of ribosome
Source: RefSeq, a predicted model, not a curated record